UCAACAAGGACAAUAUUUCUGGAUCCUCUCCUGGAAAAUAAAAAGGGCCAAGCUUAUUAUUGAUAUAGAGCUGCAGCCAAUGGUUCAAAGUAAGUGCAUCAAAAUGCCAUCCUUCUUAGUGUCGUCAGACACGUGUAGGUCGAGGGCUAAACGAUACGCUGAAACCAUGGCCUUCAUUGCGACUCUUGGGCAUCCCUACAUGCCGGAUUCACUAUCCAUGAAACACACACUUCAUGCUUUGAUGAUGACUGACUUCAUGGGGGAAAUAUCGCGUAUGCGGCUGAAGUAUGCUACAUGUGCUGCUACUAUCCGUCAUGAAGAAGAGAAGAUGAUGCUGGAACGGUUAACCUCCGCUCCACACGAGCCCAACCGAGGAGAAUGAGCGGUUCAACGGUGUGAUAAUACACGCUGAAGAAGUUAUAGUGGUAGUGUUAAGUGUUGUGUUAAACUGAUAGAAUAUC
This is a messenger RNA of Lolium rigidum, 461 nucleotides long. RefSeq lists its product as uncharacterized. The record is from RefSeq and is a predicted model, not a curated record. Lineage: Eukaryota; Viridiplantae; Streptophyta; Magnoliopsida; Poales; Poaceae. The coding region runs from base 80 to 382 and encodes 100 amino acids. The transcript has 4 exons.